This is a messenger RNA of Aspergillus welwitschiae, 1831 nucleotides long. RefSeq lists its product as uncharacterized. The record is from RefSeq and is a predicted model, not a curated record. Lineage: Eukaryota; Fungi; Ascomycota; Eurotiomycetes; Eurotiales; Aspergillaceae. The coding region runs from base 1 to 1698 and encodes 565 amino acids. The transcript has 2 exons.
AUGGGAACUCGAGGUCUUGAGGUUGUACGCUUCAAUCGUCGUUACUACAUUCGAUAUCACCGGCUUGACAGCUACUUUGAGGGCCUCGGAGCCAAAAUUGUUGCAAAAAUCCCCACAGACCCUGACGAAUACCAAAAUUGGCUCCAGUCCAUGCGAGCAGAGUAUGCGGCCAAGGAAAGGGCCCUUGAAGCCCUCGUCUACGAGAUACGCGACGGCGUCCAACCCGACUAUUCGCAGUUUAGCGAGUUAGUGUCGCUUCCUUCAGAGAUACCGCGACUAGAUGACCAUGAUGCCGAGUACAUAUACGUCAUCAAUCUCGACCACGAAGUUCUUACCAUGAAUUACGGCAUACAUUGGAAGCUGGGCAAUGUACCGCGUGAGAACAAUCAAUGGCUUCACGCAAUCGAUGACAGCAUCUAUAUGUACAAGCCCACAAUCUCCCUCGAGAGGUGUCCGGAAGAGCACAUGGCCUCGCUGGCCCUGGCGUUGCCCGCGCCCAAAUGGCAGAUCGACUAUAACUUUCGCCAAGUAACCCCAGUGACGGAUAUCGCGGAGGCGCGAAAAGCAUUUCUCACGCACGUCCUGGCCAAUGUCCUUCUUGAGUACAAGGAUGAGAUCACUAACUUUGGGAGGGAGUGGGACCCGGAUUCGUUCCCCUUUCGCGAAUUGACUUUCGCUCUUGUCUCAAUUGCCUCUGGCCAGGCUAAAUUCCAUUCUUUUCCGGCCCAGCGUUGCAAUCCUCGAAAUUGUGGGUCAUGGAACUGCAACUCCAAACACUUACCCAAGUCCCCAGGAUGGCUUGACACAACGUGGGCUGGGAAUAGGGCUCCGUUGCUGGAGUUUGGUUCCCUGUCCCAUAAAACAGGCGAGCAGCCAGGGGUAGCGCCCGCGGAGACAAUAUACUGGUUCAAUGACGCGCUUGUCAGUCUUACGCUGGUGAUUGACGGCGAGGCGAUCAACAGGGCCGUUGAAUGGGGUCUCCAGCAGGGCCGCGCCAACUUCCAGAUAGUCGUUCUUUCUCUCUUCAAAGUGGCUUUGGCAGAAGUCACUAUGCGUAAAAAUGGGGUUCCGAUCGUGAAAUGCAGCAGCGGUCUUGAUCUCUCGCCUUUGCGUGAAGACUACUGUAUGAGCACACAUCCGCGCGAGCGACCAGAGGCAAAACCUGGGAUGCAGAUCCGGCGUCGGCGUGGUGAGCUCUUCAUGCAAUCGAACUGCACGGGGUCAGUCGAAAGACUGCGGAGCCAGUUCCCCGGGCUCGCGGCGUUGGUCAAUUUUUUCCAAGUCGCGGGGAACCGCCGGGCAUCGUGGAAAUCGCAAGGCCUUCUGCCAUCGGAACUGUACGACCGGAUUCUGGACUUUGUGGACUAUGAUACGUGGAAAGCUUGUCUACUCGUAUCGCCGGCAGUUCGUGGCUGUUGCUUGCGCAAAUACAGGAUUGACGAUCGGAUCAGGAUUGUAGCGGGACCUUUUGUGAGGCUGCGACAAGAGCGUACAAAGGAGCCUCUACUAUCAUUCGACGUUGAAAACGUGCAAACGGGUGAUGUCCUUGCUGUGCAGUGGGUUCCGUAUGACUGGAGGACCUUUGAAUUGAAUUGGAUGCCAGUCAUUGGCAGCGACAGAAAAGCGCUCAUGUUAGAUGUGUCCAUCCAGUAUGAGCCGGCAGAGGAUGAGCCAGUGGAAGCGGACGGUAAAAAAUAAACGUCCAUGAACUUCUUAAUCCCAAAAUUCCGAGCCUAUCUUUGGCCCAUUUUCGGAGCUUGCUUUGGGUAUUCUUUUCUUUUCGAAUAUAUUAUUGACGUGCGUCAAAGCCGGAGCAUCGUAGCAUAGUAGC